Messenger RNA from Drosophila ananassae, 1429 nucleotides. RefSeq names its product ras-interacting protein RIP3. The transcript has 3 exons. The record is from RefSeq and is a predicted model, not a curated record. Gene Ontology annotation, molecular function: protein binding. The coding region runs from base 318 to 1349 and encodes 343 amino acids. NCBI's taxonomy places the organism in Eukaryota, Metazoa, Arthropoda, Insecta, Diptera, Drosophilidae.
AUAUGAGAGAUAUAUCCAGACGUCCCGACAAGUCUCUUUUCUCCAGCAAGUAACACAUCCAAGUCUCGGCUCAACGAUCCGUUCAAGCGAGACAAGAAAACCUGUUGCCAGCCCGUGUCUGGAGAAUUUACAUAAAAUUCGAAUAAUAACAUAAACAAAUCGUAUUAAACAAAUCGUUAGCAAGGCUGGUGACGGUUCAGGUGAGGGAGCUCUGUGCAAAUCUUGAAAGCCUUUAUAAAUUGCCAGAAUUUUUGGGGAAAAGUCACAGAACGCUUUCGAGUGUUGCAGGAACAAGAAGCUUCAAUUAACUUUACAAAAUGAAAUUUAUCUUAUUGAUUGCUAUUCUCUCCUUGGGGCAUGCUGCUUGGGGCAUGGUGCCCCCGACCACGGAAACCACAACAACAACCGCAACGGGGAAGCCACAGCCUACUGAGUUGCCACAGCACAUCAAGGAUUUCAUAACCAGCCACAUCAAUCAUCUUAUCCAGCACGUUAAGAAUAAGCCCUCCCAAACGACUCUUACUGGGUCCAUCGAUAGUAGUAGCGGGAGUAAUGGUAACAAGGGGAUUACGAGUGGGUCGCCAGUGGUCGUUCCCUAUCCAGAUCUCCUUCCACCAUUGGCACACUCUGGUGAUGUCCAUGCCCCUGCCGCUGUUGACCAGCCAGCGACUGCACCUGCGUUGCAACCUGGCCUACAAUCGGUGCAAACUGGCAAUCCAUCGAUAAAGGUGACCGACCACAAGGCCACCGGAAUACUCCUCCACAAGGGCCAGCCUGUGAUUCACAACAAAGUUCAGCAUUUGGGGGAUUCUAGUCCGGUCAUCGAUGUGUCCGAAAAGUUGCACUCGCUACAGCAUCAUGUCAACAAGGUGAUGCAACAGGCGGAGCAGCACAUUCCUCUGGCCGUUCAGCAGGCAAUCCGGAAGAGGAAGGAACAGCAGGAGCAGAGGGAGAAACAGGAGCAACUCCAGAAGGAAAAGGAGCAGAAGGACAAGGAGGAAUCAAAGCCAGAGGUUGAGAAACCCGCCAAGGAGGAGACCACUCCCAUUAAAACCCCUCGCGCCCUGGUGAUCCCACCACAUGUCACCAACAUUGUAAACCAGGUCCAUGGCCACAUCCCCCAACUGAUUGCCCAGCACAAGGAGGAGAUCAAGCUGGGCAAGUGUAGCUUUCAGUGUCCCCGGGAGGCAUUGAGCAUUUGUGCCAGCAACGGCAAGUGUGUGGUCAAUUUUCCCGGCCAGUGCGAGUUGAGCCAGUGGAACUGCUUCAACACCAAGAAUGUUUUCCACCAGGUGCACGAUUCCGAGUGUCAGAACACCAUCAAGUGCUAUCAGAGAGAUAUGAUGUAAAAAAAACGAAUUUCUUUAAAAUUAAUAUCAAAAAUGUAUGUGAAUAUCUUAUAUUUAAGAAAAUAAAGGUUCAAAUAAAA